This is a messenger RNA of Cydia splendana, 2562 nucleotides long. Its product is annotated as protein PFC0760c-like. The record is from RefSeq and is a predicted model, not a curated record. The coding region runs from base 1 to 2562 and encodes 853 amino acids. NCBI's taxonomy places the organism in Eukaryota, Metazoa, Arthropoda, Insecta, Lepidoptera, Tortricidae. The transcript is spliced from 2 exons.
AUGAAAAAAUAUAUAACUAUAUUAACGAUGAAUGUAACAGAAGCCAUAAUUAAGGCGGAUAGCAAUAUCACUUCAAAUGGAAAUGAGACUGUGGAAGAUAAAUCUAAAGAGAUUGUUAGAGAAUCAGCCGAAUUAGCCCUAAAGCAUGACCAACUCAAACCAAUAAUUCUUAAUGCAACCUUAUGCAACAACAAUGAGAACGAGACGACUGGUGAAUGCAUAAAUAAUACAAUCCUAGCAGCACAUAACACUUCUGAAUCUACAAAUGAGUUAAAUGAUACUAAAGAUAAAGAUGCGGUAAUGCAAUACGUAAGUGGUAAAAAUGACGACGUACCCGUAAAAACUAGUGGACAUAUCAGGAACAGUCUUAGAAGAAAGAAGCGCUCUUUGAAUCUUAUAUUAGAUAAUAUAAGAAGUAAUAGUGCCCCGGAAAUACUUCACUACGAAACCAGACAUGGCCCCAGAGAGAGAGAACCGUUAUUACCCAUACAUAAACUGACGCAAAAUAAAAUACAAAGUGCCAAUUUAGCGGAUUUUAAUAUUGAAACGUUACACGGACCUGCAGUAAAUCUAGAAGUAAAUAAGAAAGGAAGCUGGAGAGAUAAUAACCAACUAUCUCAAAAACAUCCACCGCCAAGAGAUGAGAGUGAUGAUAGCAGAGAAAAGGGUGACAAUUUAGAAGAAAGGAAACCUUACAAUGGUGAAGGAGAUGACAGCUCAGCAGAAAGGAAACCUUACAUUAGUGAAAGAGAUGAUAAUUCAGGACAAAGGAAACCUUACUUUAGUGAAAGAGAUGACAAUUCAAGAGAAAGGAAACCUUACAUUAGUGAAAGAGAUGACAAUUCAGGACAAAGGAAACCUUACAUUAGUGAAAGAGAUGACAAUUCAGGACAAAGGAAACCUUACAUUAGUGAAAGAGAUGACAAUUUAGGAGAAAGGAAACCUUACAUUAGUGAUAGAGAUGACAAUUCAGGAGAAAGGAAACCUUACAUCAGUGAAAAAGAUGACAAUUCAGGAGAAAGGAAACCUUACAUUAGUGAAAGAGAUGACAAUUCAGGAGAAAAGAAAUCUGACGUCAAUGAUGCCAGUGACGAGUCUAUUGAAACAAACAAUGAUGAAGGAAGAGGAAGAACACAUGAUUCACAUACAAGUUUACCUGAAAAUGGGAAUGAAAGCUUAGAGAGUGAAGAUUUGAAAUUGCCUUCAAAAGAUGUCGACAGUAAAGAAAAUCAAGAAAGUAACGAAAGUAGCGAAGACAGCAACCGCAACUCAAAGCAUGUUGCGGCGCAUGCUAGAAAUAUUGACAGUGAUGAAGUUAAUGACAAUUCGGACGAACGUGAUUCUCCUUCUCAAGAAAAGAACUCUAAAAUUAGUAGUAACUACGACGAAUCGAAUGAAGAAAAUGAAAAACCUAAAGAUGAAAUUAAGCAACUGAAUUUUGAUGCAUCGGACAAGACUGUCCCAAAAGGCAUUCAAGACGUUGAUUUAGGUGAUUUUAGUUACGAGAGAAUACAGGUCGGUAAAGACGGCAAAGUUGAAUUAGCAAAAGAUAUAUAUGGUAAAGACGACAAUGACUCAGAAGAAGAAAAACCGGUGAAUGAUAAAAUAAUAAUAAAAGAAACAGAUACUCCUCAAUCUGAGUAUAUAGAGAAAGUAAACAAUGACGAGAUCAAACCCGUUGUAGAACUAAAUACUGAAAGUAACAGUAACGAAUAUAGUGAUGAAAACGUAGAUACUGAUAUAAAACAUCCACAAAAAGCAGAUUUAAACUCAGAACAUUCGAGCGAGGAUCUAACUGAUGCAAAGGAAAAUGACAGUGUAGAAGAAAGUGAGAAACAAAUCGCACAAACCAAUGAACAACAAAAUGGCAACGUAAAGCAACAAUUCGAGCGCAUACCUUUGAAUUACAAACAUGACAAGAAAACUGAAAAUACCGAAAAUAAUAAGGAAGAAAAUGAGACACCCACAGAUGAUUCUCAAAAUGAUAAAGACGGAACACUAGAUACUUUAUUACCCAAAGACGAAAGUUAUGAUGACAAAAUAAAUUUCAAAUUUGAUGAUGUGAGUAUAAAAUUACCGGAUAUAAAACUUCCUGAUGACAUUUUGUCAUACAAUUAUAAGAGCUCGCCUUACAAGAAAAAAAAUAAGAAAAAACCCAAAAACAAAAACAGAUUUUAUCACUACAGUGAUGAACAUAGUGAUGAAUUUCCCAAAGCAAUUUCUAUUCCUCAAUUUGACGAUGAUAGAGGGUAUUACAAAUAUGAUGAUCCUUAUGAGAAAAAGCAAGACUACAAAAAGAAAUCUGCGCCAGAUGACGAUGAUGACGACGAAGGCGUGGAUUUGUACGAAAAAUUUGUGCGUGAAAGAUUUGGGAAACGUGGUUCAUUUGAAAAAAGAUCAGAAGCACUUAGAAACGAAGUGUUCAGGCCAUCAGACCCAAAGUUAAGUGAGACAAUUCAACACAUUCUCAAAAAGUCGGCAGCUAAUCUAAAAGAAGCCGAAAAGAGUGGAGACCCAAAGGCUGGUUACAUGUGGACCUUAGAGUACGGUCAAAAUUUAUAG